This is a messenger RNA of Mytilus trossulus (common blue mussel), 471 nucleotides long. RefSeq lists its product as uncharacterized. The record is from RefSeq and is a predicted model, not a curated record. The coding region runs from base 7 to 471 and encodes 154 amino acids. The transcript has 4 exons. NCBI's taxonomy places the organism in Eukaryota, Metazoa, Mollusca, Bivalvia, Mytilida, Mytilidae.
GUAUACAUGUAUAAAACUAGCUUGUGGUUUGGUGCCGUCAAGAUCAUAAUGUCUACUUCACCGAAAAGAUUUGCCGGUUCUUUGGCUAACAGCGUCAAAAAAGGUUUUACUGACGGUUCGAAUUACGAUUCUAACAGACCAAACUAUACAGACGAAGCAGCGAAUGAAGUAAAACGGAUGUUGUAUAGAGAUACUCAAUAUGAUUCAGACAUGACAGUCCUAGAGCUUGGUGCUGGAACUGGAAAAUUUACACAGAAAAUAAUUUCAAAGUUAAGCGAUACAGUUACUUACAUUGCCACAGAGCCAAUGUCAGAUUUUCUCAAAAUUUUGAAAAAGAACUGCCCUGAAGUUGAGACAAAGCAGUGUGCAACAGAGAAACUACCUAUAGACGAUGGGUCAAUACAGGUAUCAUACGAAAAUAUAUAUUCUUCACUCGUGACGACAGAAGCCUUGGUACAGUCUCGGUGGUAA